CGCAUCCCAACCAAUUCAUAUCGUAUUAUCCAUCCACGGAAAUUGCAAGCUCGAACAUUCUCACCUAAAGAUCCCCUUCAGACCUCUCAUUUUCUACGCAUCUCCAGGAUCCCGGGCUUUUAUCGGCUCACCCACCGUUCAAGUCUUCCUCAAUUAAGGCUACGAUUUUUCCUCGGGUUGAUCCUAUUCUCAAUCGCGACUCAAUCCCAUCGUUAACCUUUAGUCUCAGCACUCGCGGCUGAACGAAUUCGGAUUUCUCGCUCUUCAACAAAGCCAUAAUGGUUCCACCUCUUUCUUACCAGCCUAAGAUGGUGAGAAGCGCUACUCAACUCACGCCUGUUCGGUUUACCGAGCAGCAGUGGGCCGAUCUGAACGGUUUGGUCCUUUCUCGGGGUCAGAUGAUAGAGAAUGGGUUGCGCGUAGAAAACUACAACACACAUGAGCUAGCUCAACUGCGACGCUGCCUUUUAUGUCGUCAAAGAAUUUUCCAAAAGCGGAAGAAGAUCCUUUUUGAUGACAAUGGAAAUGAGAUUGAACAUGAAAAGUCUGGCGACGUGCAGUCUGCUCGUAAUGGCAAAGUAAUCACCGCACAAAAGGCUGCACUCAACACUCAAUUGGCAGAGGACUUAGAAUGGGCCUUGCUUGUUCGCCAACGCCUUGUCUUUCUGGAAGAUGAUAACCACGGUACUACACAGGGCUCCAAAAAGACAAACAAGCAGACAGAUGUCGGGGAACCUCCCCACAGUGGGUUUGGCUACUAUUUACACCCGUUCGGAAUGCUUGCUGACCCGGAGUGCAUCUUUGAUUACUCCAAGUUCACCACAUCGUCCGCUCACGAGCCUAUUUGGUAUCGAUUGGGUUCGGAUGGCAAGGCUGUUCAUUAUCAAAGCCGGCUCCAGAUGAGUACCGAGACCGGUAAUGCCAGCUGGUACUCGGUCAAGGUUACGGAAGGCGAGUUUCAAGAGUAUCUUCGGAAUCACAAGUACCGUCCGGAGGAUAUCACUAAGAAGGGACCCUGCCAUGGCCACCCUGGUUGCUUUUCCAAAGGAAAGUUCAUCUGUUGCAACCAGGGCGCCUUCAGCCGGGGCUGUUCCGAGUCACCACAUCACGUCAACAACCAGACGCCCUGGCAGCUCUGGAAAGACUUUGAAUUGCAUCAAACCCCAAAGCACUGCAAAAACCCUCGCCGAUGCAUUGUCCUCGAUUGCGAGAUGGGUGCAGCCAACACCGGCGAACCUGAGCUCGUCCGUAUCACCGCCAUCGACUUUUUCAGCGGUGAAACAUUACUGGACUCCCUCGUAUUCCCACAGGUCAAGAUGUGGCAUCUAAACAAAAAGUACUCUGGAGUGGACUGGUCAAUGCUCUACAAAGCUCGUGAUGUGGGGCAGGUCAUUAAAGGUCGCGACGCUGCUCGCCGUCAACUAUGGAAAUUUGUCGGCGCGGAAACGAUAGUUAUUGUGCACGGGGGCCAUAAUGAUUUCCUUUCUCUUCGGUGGAUCCACCGCAAGGUCAUUGACACUCUGAAUUGCGAGAGCCGCCUCACAACGCCGGCUAAAUCGCCAAGCUUGCAGAAACUCGCGAAGGCUCACCUGGGCCGCGAGAUUCAGAAAGGUCGGGGUGGUCAUGACAGUCUCGAGGAUGCCCAAGCAACCCGAGACCUGGCAGUUUGGUAUAUGCAGAACCUACCCACCAGUACCAAGGUCCAGGCGGAGAGACAACAGUAG
Molecule: messenger RNA, 1724 nt
Organism: Penicillium brasilianum
Lineage: Eukaryota; Fungi; Ascomycota; Eurotiomycetes; Eurotiales; Aspergillaceae
Source: the annotation of a GenBank genome assembly